Molecule: messenger RNA, 864 nt
Organism: Condylostylus longicornis
Lineage: Eukaryota; Metazoa; Arthropoda; Insecta; Diptera; Dolichopodidae
Product: stomatin-like
Exons: 6
Coding region: 1-864 (287 amino acids)
Cellular component (GO): plasma membrane
Source: RefSeq, a predicted model, not a curated record
AUGAUUGAACCUUCGAUUUCUCAUUUGUCCACUGGAGCACGUCGAGUUAAAACUUCAGAGAAUGAGGAAAGAGGAUUAAUAGAGAAGAUCAUGAUUUUUCUUGUUACAAUUGUUUUCAUAAUAACGUUUCCUAUAUCAGUUUGGUUUUGUGUCAAAUCGAUCAAUGAAUAUGAAAGAGCUGUAAUUUUUCGUUUAGGCAAACUAAAGCAAUCAAAACCUGUGGGACCUGGAUUUGUUUUUGUACUUCCGAUUAUAGAAACAUUCGCAAAAAUCGAUUUACGAACAAUAAGUUUUGAUAUACCGACUCGUAACGUUAUAACUUAUGAUGCUGUUAGUAUUGAGGUUGAUGCAGUAGUAUAUUAUCACGUGUUUGAUCCAAUUGGAGCUGUCACACAAAUUGAAGAUUAUGGAUAUGCAAUUGAAAAAUUAGCUCAAGCUGGAUUAAGAAAUACUGUUGGAAAGAAAACAUUAGAAGAAUUUACAAGUCAAAAAAAGCAAGUUGCAAAUUCAUUAACAACUUUUCUCGAUAGCAUUACAGAUGAAUGGGGAUUAAAAAUUGAGCGAGUGGAAAUACGAGAAGUCGGCCUGCCAAUAUCAAUGAAGCGUGCCUUAGCCGCUGAAGCUGAAGCUGCAAGAGAAGCCAAGGCAAAAAUAAUAAGCGCUGAAGGCGAACUGAGCGCAUCAUCAGUACUUAAACAAGCUUCUGAUGUAAUUGCAACCAAUCCAACAGCUUUACAAUUAAGAUACUUACAAACAUUGACAACAGUUUCUGCUGAAUUAAAUCAUACGAUUCUCUUUCCAUUACCAUCUGAGAUUCUAAGUCUUUUUUAUAUUGGAUAUCAUUCAAAUAUGGCAAUUAGUUAA